CCAUAAUUUUGAGUAUUUGACAUGUCAUAAUCUCCCAUUUUAUGAAUCAGAUGUAUUUGUAGAGUUAAACGUGGGAUUCGAUUCUGGAAACGUAGACUUAGAUAGCCCUAUGAUUUUGUGUUACUAG
This is a messenger RNA of Acaulospora morrowiae, 127 nucleotides long. NCBI's taxonomy places the organism in Eukaryota, Fungi, Glomeromycota, Glomeromycetes, Diversisporales, Acaulosporaceae. The record is from the annotation of a GenBank genome assembly.